CAAUAAUAAUUAAAGGAUCGAGUAAAAAAUUAAAGAAGGAAGUUAAAUUUCCCUGUAAAUGUAUAGCCUUGGGAAAUGUGAAUGUCAGUAUUAAUUGCAAGUACCCGCAUUUCAUCGGUAACAGGGACACAAAUAUGGCCAAUUAUUAUCAUUUAGGAGCUUUAGUUAUUUUCAUUGUGAUUGUUUAUUCAAAUUGUCAAGUGGAAUAUAAGAAAGGAGUUAAAAUUGAGACGACGGUUCCCCCGACCCCCGGUUGUUAUGGGGUCACCUUCGGUGAUUUCUACCUGUCGUACGACAACAUGACCCUGACUGACGGGACACCUAUCUUCAGCACUCACUGGCCUAACGGACAACGUGUCCCAGGAAGAUGGUACUUCGGAAAUCAGAAGAAUGGCAUCAAUAUCGGGUUACGUGGGAUGUGUAAGGGGGAGAAGCGAAACCUGACGAUACCCUCCCAUCUCAUGUAUGGCAGCGAAAACACAACCGUCAACUUGGUACAAAUAAUCCCCGGUAACUCCACAAUCCUUUACCAAGUGGAGAUAUUGGACGUGGUCCCAAAGGCAGAAAAGUCCCUCCUCCUGGACUUUAUCUCGGCGGACUGGAAUGCUGACUGGUUCGUUGACUCUGACGAGAUUGAUCGUGUCUUGACAAGAGAGAAGGAUCUGAGGCGAAUGUUGCGCUUGACAUUGGGUAUGGACAACAUGGUAGAGCUCGCCAUUCAGUGGUUCGACAAAGAUGGAGACGGGAUGUUGAACAGGCUGGAAUAUUUUGAGAUGUCGGAGAUGAUCGGUCUCGAACAGCUUAGGAAAAAUGCUAAGGCGGGUCUUGAAGACAAAGACUCGAACUCUGUGGCAGACUCUGAUAAAGAAUCACGUGUCUCUGACUCUCAUAACGAGGCUGAUUCGUUGAACAAAUUGUCAAAGGAUGAACUAUAAUAUUUCGCUUUAUUUAAAUGUUAUUAAUAUAUGAAUAUAAUAAAUGUUUGAGUAGAAA
Messenger RNA from Saccostrea cuccullata (small rock oyster), 993 nucleotides. Its product is annotated as peptidyl-prolyl cis-trans isomerase FKBP14-like. Bases 135 to 935 code for a protein of 266 amino acids. Gene Ontology annotation, molecular function: peptidyl-prolyl cis-trans isomerase activity. The transcript has 4 exons. The record is from RefSeq and is a predicted model, not a curated record. NCBI's taxonomy places the organism in Eukaryota, Metazoa, Mollusca, Bivalvia, Ostreida, Ostreidae.